AUGUCGGCACCAACUCUCAAGAUUAAGACCACCCACACCUCCAGAGGACCAUUCUCGCCUCUCCCCUCAGAACUCCCACGAACUCCCAUAAUCGGCCAUUUUGAUUCUUUAAAGAGCCAUGAGGAGUGCCUAAAGACACCUAUAACCCCACCAGCGGCAUAUACCGAUUUCUUGAGGAAUACCGCCAAUAGUCCGGCUCUCUGCAAAUCGCCUGCAUUCUUUCCCCCGAAUUCAGCAAAGUCAUUGCUAGCAAACACACAGGGUUACUAUACGCCCACGACACCGUACCCUCUAGCACCGACAUCGGCCGCCAGGCGCCUACGAAUUCCUUCAUCUCCCGCUUCCGCGGCUAAUUACUCACCUUCCACUGAAUCACCGGCGUCGGCAACUUCGCGGUCUUCGGAAGAGGAGACCGAAGUUGAAGCUAGAAGUCCUCGAACAGGGCCCCGAGUGACGGUGAAACAGGUUGUGACGACUACAGUUACUUUCACUCCUCGAAUGAGCCUUAUGCCUGCACCCAAGGGGAAGAGGAGACGGAUUGAGUAA
Morchella sextelata is the source of this 546-nucleotide messenger RNA. RefSeq lists its product as uncharacterized. Lineage: Eukaryota; Fungi; Ascomycota; Pezizomycetes; Pezizales; Morchellaceae. The transcript has a single exon. The record is from RefSeq and is a predicted model, not a curated record. Bases 1 to 546 code for a protein of 181 amino acids.